Messenger RNA from Capronia epimyces CBS 606.96, 1443 nucleotides. RefSeq lists its product as uncharacterized. The transcript has 5 exons. The coding region runs from base 1 to 1443 and encodes 480 amino acids. NCBI's taxonomy places the organism in Eukaryota, Fungi, Ascomycota, Eurotiomycetes, Chaetothyriales, Herpotrichiellaceae. Gene Ontology annotation, biological process: secondary metabolic process. Gene Ontology annotation, molecular function: CoA-ligase activity. The record is from RefSeq and is a predicted model, not a curated record.
AUGUCGAUCUACUAUUCCAUCUUGUUCCUGGCCAUAAUCGGGGCCGGCGCCAUCUUUGCCGGCACGAAUCCCGCAUACACCCCGUACGAGCUGGCGCAUCAUUACAAGACGUCGCGCACCAAGUUCGUGCUCACCGAGCCGGAUCUUCUGGCUGCGGUGCUGGCCAGCGCUCAAGAAACCAAAAUUCCGCCGUCGAACAUCUACAUCUUCGACACCGGCAGCACCAGUGAAAGUCAGACCAUCCCCAUCCCGUCGGGAUUCGUGUCCUGGAAGACCCUGCUGCUCCAUGGCGAGGCCGACUGGGUGCACUUCGACGACGAACACGUCUCCAAGUCCACCACGGCCGCCCGUCUGUACAGCAGCGGCACCACGGGUCUGCCCAAGGCGGCCGCGCUCAGCCACUACAAUCUGGUGGCGCAACAUACCUUGGUCAACGAGACGCAUCCAGUGCCACAUGAGAUCCGCCGCCUGAUCUACCUGCCCAUGUUCCACGCGGCCACCGUGCCCGUGUGCCACACGACGCCCCUCCGCUCCGGCGACGAGACCUACGUGCUGCGACGGUUCGAGCUGGAGCCGGUGCUGGCGUCGAUCCAACGCUACCGCAUCACCGACCUGGCCGUGGUGCCGCCCGUCGUGGUGGCCAUGCUCAAGUUCCCGGGCCGCGAGAAAUACUCGCUCAAGUCGAUCAAGGCCGUCUUGUGCGGCGCCGGCUCGUUGGACAAGGACACCCAGAGACAGAUGCAAGCGUUGCUCGGUCCUGACGUCCCGUUGACCCAGGUCUGGGGCAUGACUGAGACCAGCUGCGUCGCUUCUCGCUUCUAUUAUCCCGAGCACGACGACUCUGGGAGCGUGGGCAGGAUGAUCCCGAAUCUGGAUGUCAAGCUCAUCGACGACAACGACAACGACAUCACAGGCUUCGACCGGCCCGGCGAACUGUGCAUCCGCGGGCCGACCAUCAUCACCAGCUACUUCGACAACGCGGAGGCGACGCGGGCGUCGUUCACCGCGGACGGCUACUUCAAGACCGGCGACAUCAUGUCAUGCGACGCCCGCACGCGCAAAUGGUACAUGGUCGACCGUAAGAAGGAGCUGAUCAAGGUCCGCGGCUUCCAGGUCGCGCCGGCCGAGAUCGAGGGCGUAUUAUUGUCGAAUCCUAAGAUCCUGGAUGCUGCCGUUAUUGGCGACGCUGAUCUACACGCCAAGCUCCAAGAACUGCCUAGAGCCUAUGUCGUGCGGAAACCGAACUUGUCGGAGAAAGAUCUGGACGAACAGGCCGUCAAGGCCUUCUGCAGCGACCGUCUGGCCAAGUACAAGGAGCUGACGGGCGGAGUGCGCUUCGUCGACGCCAUUCCCCGCAACGCCGCCGGAAAGCCGCUGAAGCGCAUUCUGAGAGAGUGGGCCAAGGCUGAAGCAGAUGUGAAGACGGAGGGGGCGAGAUUGUAG